Molecule: messenger RNA, 456 nt
Organism: Oryzias melastigma (Indian medaka)
Lineage: Eukaryota; Metazoa; Chordata; Actinopteri; Beloniformes; Adrianichthyidae
Product: protein turtle
Biological process (GO): cell surface receptor signaling pathway
Molecular function (GO): transmembrane signaling receptor activity
Source: RefSeq, a predicted model, not a curated record
UUCUGAACUGUGAGGACGACAGCUCUGCAGGAUGGACUCUGAGGAGAAACACCUCAGGAGGAACCAGGACUCAGUGUGGAUCUGAGUGGGGAUCAGCAGAUGGUUUGUCCUGUAAGAUCAGCUACAUGUACGAAGAAGACAGUGGUGUGUACUGGUGUGAGUCCAGAGGGGGAGGAGCCAGCAGCAUGGUGGUUAACAUCAGUGUCUCUGGUGGAUCAGUGAUCCUGCAGAGUCCUGUCCUCCCUGUGAUGGAGGGUCAUGACCUCACUCUGAGCUGUCAAUCAAAGACCCCUCCCUCCAACCCCUCAGCUGCUUUCUAUAAAGAUGGCUCCCUCAUCAGGACUGAGCCUACAGGUCACAUGACCCUCCAGCAUGUUUCCAGGUCUGAUGAAGGUCUCUACAAGUGUCACAUCAGGGAUCAUGGAGAGUCUCCAUCCAGCUGGAUCUCUGUCUCAG